GGAGAAUUACCGGAAUAAAGCUCAUGUAACUGAGCUCAACAACAUUGAUGACAAAUAAAGAGAGAAUGUAUGUCUUGUGGAGAGUUUUGUCCCCUCCUCCCUCCGCUUUUUCUUUUAGCACACAGCGCUCUGUUAAAAAUAGUCUGCUACAGGAUGGGCUCCAGUGCACUGCCUCUCCUUCUCUUGCUGAUCUCCAUCCUUCAUUCUGGACUCACUGAAGAUGGAAGAGAUUUACCAAGACCAGCAUUGACUGUGACACCAGACAGUGCUGUAUUCACUGGAGAGACAGUCAAUCUGAAAUGUGUGAUUGAGUCUGAUCACAGUGACUGGACAUAUGAGUGGUAUAAAGACAGCAACUGUGUAACGUUACAGUCUGAUGGUCAUUACACUGUAAACAGAGACACUCUCACUAUCAGAGGAGCUGCUGAGUCUGAUCAGGGUCAGUACUGGUGUAAAGGAGUUUUAGGAUGGGUCUCAAUACAAUCAUCUACUGUUUCUCUCUCAGUAAAGGAUUUACCCAGAUCUUCAGUGACUGUGACACCAGACAGUGCUGUAUUCACUGGAGGGACAGUCAAUCUGAAGUGUGUGAUUGAGUCUGAUCACAGUGACUGGACAUAUGAGUGGUAUAAAGACAGAAACAGUGUAAAGUUACAGUCUGAUGGUCAUUACACUGAAAACAGAGACACUCUCACUAUCAGAGGAGCUGCUGAGUCUGAUCAGGGUCAGUACUGGUGUAAAGGACAGAGAUCUGGAAGACCAAACUCAUCACUAUCAAGCUCUGCUGUUUCUCUCUCAGUGAAGGCUUUACCCACACCUACAGUGACUGUGGGAACCAGUGCUGCAUUCACUGCAGAGACAGAAUCAUCACAAUCAAGCUCUCAUGUUUUUCUCUCAGUGAAGGAUUUAAAGCCAAUGUCUGAACUCGGAUCGGAACUGGGAAGAAAUGCUGCAGCUUCAUUAUCAUCAUCAUCAUCAUCAUCGUCAUCAUUAUCAUCAUCAUCAUCAUCUUCUCCUCCUCCUCCUGGAACUCCUCCCCUUCUGGUCAUUGGUGUUUCUGUGGGAUUGAGUGUUUUCUUGCUGCUCCUCAUCUUACUGGUCCUUCUGCUGAGACACAAGAAGAAAGGUCUUUAUCAUGUUUAUGACGACGUAAUAAAAGCGGAGAACAGAAACAAAGGGCAGAGCAGUCUGGAGACACUUUAUGUUCUGAACUGAAGCACAAAACAGACAGAGGUCGGCGAGUGCAGUGAAGAAGACAGACACCAGAAGAAGAACAGCAGCGCUUGCUUUGCUUCAGAAAUGAAUCUGAGUAAACUGCUCAAUCAAACAAAGCCUGGUUUCGCCACAGCAGUGAAGCAGAUGAUUUGUUUUGUUCAUAUACUUAAUUUAACUUUUUUUAGCACAGUAAUGUAUAUUAUAUGUGCUACUUUUGCUGUAGUUAAUGCGGUGAGAUUUAGAUUUCAUGGAUUUAACGUUUGUUCAUUACAUAUUAAUCUAAACUCACAAAAUGUACAAAUGUUUUAAAAUGUUAAUCUUAAUGUUUUAAUAAUUAUAUUAUUAUUGUUAACACAGUGCAUACCCAUAUUUUUGAUUAGAUUAUUACAUGC
Messenger RNA from Danio rerio (zebrafish), 1604 nucleotides. The record is from RefSeq and is a predicted model, not a curated record. Lineage: Eukaryota; Metazoa; Chordata; Actinopteri; Cypriniformes; Danionidae.